GGAACGAAAAGCACGUCUUUUCGACUCGGUCAAUACCCUCACUUCUAGUCUCUCCUUUCUCUUAGAGUCUUGCUAUUCUCUGCUGUUCUUGUGGUUCUUUGUCUUGACUGGUGUUUAUUGAUUGAACCGAUCUGGUACUCUUAUCUUAUCCCCCACCUCUCCUCCCCUACUCCGAUAUUAAAAGAAUCGAUCACCUCCUCGGUGCCGUCUCCUCGAUGGAACAUGGGACCUGAUCAGCAUGCUCAAUUGGAUGACUUCGGUCUAGCCUUUCCAUUCCCUUAUCGGGUUGCGGCGCUUCUGCUCGCUGGCUUUUGGGGAUGGGGCGUCAAUCUGAAAUAUCUCUUGAGUUAUAAUGUCGAUCUCGCCUCGUUGAUCCGAUACCCUCCCCGGCAAGCGUCGCACCAAGAGCCACAUCACACCUCCGCCUUCCGUCUAGCGACAGUUCUUUCCGUGCCCCUGGGACUUUCGUUUCUCUUUUUCUCGAUUACGACGCGCGGUACGGUGGAACAGGUUGAGAGGCUGGACAUUAUUCCGCAAUCCUACUUCGUGAUUGCGUUAUUCCUUCUGAUAUUACCGGUCAAUCCCGUUUCGCGCUCGGGACGGCGCCGCUUUCUCCUGACUCUGAAACGGAUCAGUAUUGGCGGUCUGGCGGAAACGCAAGAUGGCAAGUUCGGAGAUGUUCUCUUGGCGGAUGCAUUGACCAGCUACGCCAAGGUUCUGGCGGACCUGUACGUUACGUUCUGCAUGUUCUUCACGGGGGGCAUCUCGAGUACGUCCCAGCCAGAUCGGAUGUGUGGGAAGGACUACAUCGUUCCCACCAUCAUCGCUAUUCCGAGUGUAAUCCGACUCCGACAAUGUUUGACCGAAUAUCUACGUGCCCGACGAGCUGGCCUCAGCCGGGAGAACAGCAAGGCCAACCAGCAUCUGGCCAACGCGCUGAAAUACUCCAGUGCCUUUCCCGUCAUUAUCCUUGCUGCCAAGGUCAGGAACUACAACCCAAUGGAGUUCUAUGAAAUUAGUGAGAUAGGGGUUUCACGUAUACUGCACUUCUUCGCUUUGAUCAAUUCGUCCUACAGCUUUUAUUGGGAUAUCACGAAGGACUGGGACCUGACUCUCUUCACCUCGGCGCGGGCAGAUCCUGACCACCCGUUCGGCCUGCGCCGCCACCGUUACUUUUCGGACCGACAGUACUAUUCGGCCAUCGUCAUAGAUUUCUUCAUUCGUUUCUCCUGGCUUUCUAAAUUCGUAACCGGCCUGACCUGGCUCAGCGAGAAGGAAUCUGGCAUCUUCAUCUUGCUAUCUUUGGAAGUCGCACGCCGCUGGAUGUGGGUGUUCCUCCGGUCAGAAGCCGAGCUGAUCCGCAACAGCCGGGGCCCGGUCCCCGAUGACAUUCGCCUAGGCGAAAUCAACGGCAAGCUGGACGCGGAUUAAAUUAUUUUAAUCAGGGGACAGAGAACCCUUCGCACGGUAUCCGUCCCAACUCGCGUCCUGUUACACCAGCGACGCGAUCUAUUCUCUCGCAUAGGAAGAGCCUGGAUCUUGCUGCUUUCUAUGCCCGUUAUUACUACACUUUACAAUUCUACGUCUAUCUGUGUAUCAACUUGUUGGAAUUUGGAUUUGCUAUUAGAUAUACUAGCGAUUUUUACGCUGGAAGGAUGGAUGAGGGUGGGCUAUAUCUUCGCAUUUGUAUUAUUAUUAUGACUACCUAUUAACAGGCGCGUUGCCGGAGUUGAUCUGUACAAUAUUGG
This is a messenger RNA of Aspergillus candidus, 1748 nucleotides long. Its product is annotated as EXS domain-containing protein. Gene Ontology annotation, cellular component: membrane; cytoplasm. The transcript is spliced from 5 exons. Lineage: Eukaryota; Fungi; Ascomycota; Eurotiomycetes; Eurotiales; Aspergillaceae. Bases 223 to 1431 code for a protein of 402 amino acids. The record is from RefSeq and is a predicted model, not a curated record.